This is a messenger RNA of Linum tenue, 696 nucleotides long. Lineage: Eukaryota; Viridiplantae; Streptophyta; Magnoliopsida; Malpighiales; Linaceae. The record is from the annotation of a GenBank genome assembly.
AUGGGAUUUGGAGGGCUCUUGCAUCUGAAGAAGCAUAAAUUGAAGAUGCAGCUUCUUGAGGACCUUAUGAUGAGGUUUAAUGUGACUACUAGUCAACUAAGUGUGCAUGGUAAUCGUUUUACCCUAAGUGUUAAUGAUGUUGUCACCACAUUGGGUUUACAUGCUGGGGGCAUGAAUGUGGAAACCCAACUUGGCGAGGAUGAUGAAGUGAGGGUAAAAUUUAAUUUGGGUACUGGACAAAUAAAAUGUUCUAGAUUGAAAACAGAUUUGUUAAACGAUCUCACAGUCGGUGAAGAGUUUAGGGGGAAAUUUCUUUUAUAUUUAAUGUGUAGAAUAUUGAGACCAUCUACUGCCGUUCAUGUUCACAACAAUUAUUUGAAAAUAUUGGCCAAUGUUAACGUUGUGGGGAACUUGAAUUGGGCGAAGUUCGUCUAUGAUGGUCUUUUAGAGGGUAUAAAAGAUUAUAAAAAAAAAUCGGAUGGAGCAUCAAGAGAUCAACACGUGACUGGUUGCGUUUUAUUACUUGAGAUAUUUUACCUAGAACACGUGAAUAUGCAUAUCUUGACUCGUCAUUCAAGCUCCUUACCACGCAUACGACAUUGGAAUGACAAGUCCAUUUCAAAGAUUGUUAACAAGGUUUCUAGUUUAGGCGGAGUUGAUAGCAUACAGGUAAAUAUUAAUAUUUUUGUCCAAUAA